ACGAGACCGGAAAUCCAAGCUUUGCUGUAGCUGGAGGGUUUUUUCAUUAGCUGAGAGAAUCUUAGUUGUUACAAAUCGAACGAUAUAGACCGAUUAAAAUGGCCGGAACGGCUUCAGUUGCUGGUGAAGUGUUCGUCGAUGCGUUGCCAUACUUUGACCAAGGUUACGAUGCAGCAGGUGUCAGAGAAGCAGCUGCAGCAUUGGUGGAAGAGGAGACAAGAAGAUACCGACCCACCAAGAACUACCUGAGCUACAUGCCCACACCUGACUUCUCUGCUUUUGAGACAGAAAUUAUGAGGAAUGAAUUUGAACGGCUGGCAGCUCGGCAGCCCAUGGAUCUCCUGAGCAUGAAGAGAUACGAGCUGCCAGCACCCUCAUCAGGCCAGAAGAAUGACAUCACAGCGUGGCAGGAGUGUGUGAAUAAUUCAAUGGCCCAGCUCGAGCACCAGGCAGUCCGCAUUGAGAACCUGGAACUCAUGUCACAGUAUGGAACAAACGCAUGGAAAGUGUACAACGAUAACUUGGCCUUCAUGAUUGAGAUGGCUCAGAAGGAACUUCAGAAACUCAGGAAGCAAAUUCAAGAUUUAAACUGGCAGCGAAAAAAUGACCAGUUAGCAGGAGGAGCCAAACUGCGAGAGCUGGAGUCAAACUGGGUGUCUCUGGUCAGUAAGAACUAUGAGAUCGAGCGGGCCAUCGUCCAGCUGGAGAACGAAAUAACACAGCUCAGACAGCAGCAGGGGGACGAGAACAAAGAGAACAUCCGACAAGACUUCUAGAGCUUUCACUCCAGUAGAGCUGAUCUACAAACUAAUGUUCUCUCAUUCAGACAGAGGCCAUCUUUUUGGACUGGACAAAGAAGCAAGACGAGGAGGGAAAGUUAACCUGUAUGGAGGUUUAUUGCCUAAAAACCUCAAUGACAAUAAAUAUUAUUCCCAGACUUCAUUCCUUUUUAUUCGACUGUAAUCACAGAGGUGGAAAACGGCAUGAAGCAUCUUUUUGGCGGUACAGAUGUUUUACAUUCAGUCCACCCACCGGUUUUCCUGCUACAACUUCACUUUGUCUGGUAGCUGACAUCUGCCAGAUGUUGCUGUGUACUUGACAUUACUGAGUCAGUGACAUCAUUUGGCAAAAUAAUUUCACUUUAAAAUGUAAUUUAUACCAGCAUGUAGGUUUCAGCCUCAGUCAGGCUGCCUACCAUUACAGGAGUCUAUUUUAGAAUGACGUGUACAUAUUUUGUCAAGUCUGUCAGCGUCAAAGUUAUUUCUGUGAGCCCCAAUAUGACUUUCAUUCAUGUUAUGAUUAUGCUUUUUUAAAUAAAAUAAACAUUUCCUACA
This is a messenger RNA of Scatophagus argus, 1334 nucleotides long. RefSeq names its product BCAS2 pre-mRNA processing factor (gene bcas2). Gene Ontology annotation, biological process: mRNA processing. NCBI's taxonomy places the organism in Eukaryota, Metazoa, Chordata, Actinopteri, Scatophagidae. The record is from RefSeq and is a predicted model, not a curated record. Gene Ontology annotation, cellular component: Prp19 complex; catalytic step 2 spliceosome; precatalytic spliceosome. Bases 99 to 776 code for a protein of 225 amino acids. The transcript is spliced from 7 exons.